Molecule: messenger RNA, 4570 nt
Organism: Pyrgilauda ruficollis (rufous-necked snowfinch)
Lineage: Eukaryota; Metazoa; Chordata; Aves; Passeriformes; Passeridae
Gene: MAGI3
Product: membrane associated guanylate kinase, WW and PDZ domain containing 3
Exons: 21
Coding region: 71-4444 (1457 amino acids)
Biological process (GO): signal transduction
Cellular component (GO): cytoplasm
Molecular function (GO): protein binding
Source: RefSeq, a predicted model, not a curated record
CGGGCGGCAGCCGCGGCCGGGGCGGGAGCGGCGGCAGCGCGGGGUGGGUAGCGUCGCCCCGUGUUGCGGCAUGUCCAAGACGCUGCGAAAGAAGCGGCACUGGCUGAGCAAGGUGCAGGAGUGCGUGGUGUCCUGGGGCGGCCCAGCGGGCCCCGACCCCGAUCUGCUGCGCGGCGGCGCCGAGCGCGGCGAGUUCCCGUACCUGGCGGGCCGGCUGCCCGCGGGCGGCGAGGGCGCGCCGGGCCCCGCGCUGCUCUCGGGCAAGGCGCCGGCGCCGGGGGACGUGCUGCUGGAGGUGAACGGUACGCCGGUGAGCGGCCUCACGCACCGCGACACGCUAGCCGUGGUGCGGCACUUCAGGGAGCCCGUGCGCCUCAAGACCGUGCGCCCAGGAAAAGUCAUCAACAAGGACUUGCGCCACUACCUGAGCCUUCAGUUCCAGAAGGGCUCGAUAGACCACAAACUCCAGCAAGUGAUCAGAGACAAUCUCUAUUUGAGAACCAUCCCUUGCACUACAAGGGCUCCCAGAGAUGGAGAGGUCCCUGGGGUAGACUAUAAUUUCAUUCCUGUUGAGCAGUUUAAAGCGUUGGAAGAAAGUGGAGCCUUACUAGAAAGUGGAACAUAUGAUGGUAAUUUUUAUGGUACUCCAAAGCCUCCAGCAGAGCCCAGCCCCUUUCAGCCAGAUCCAGUGGAUCAAGUUCUUUUUGACAAUGAUUUUGAUACUGAAUCGCAGAGGAAAAGAACCACAUCUGUCAGCAAAAUGCAAAGGAUGGAAAGCUCUCUCCCUGAAGAGGAGGAAGAGGAGGAAAAGGAAGCAGUUAAUGGCAGCGGAGGGAUAGAAAACAAAGAAAAACAUUCAGAUUCUCCUGACUGGAUGAAACCUGUUCCCAGCUACAACCAGACAAGCAGCAACAUGGACUUCAGAAAUUAUUUGUCAAGGGAUGAGACUCUGGAACCACUACCCAAGAACUGGGAAAUGGCCUACACGGACACUGGCAUGAUCUACUUCAUCGAUCACAACACCAAGACAACCACAUGGCUUGAUCCCCGACUCUGUAAGAAGGCCAAAGCUCCUGAAGAUUGUGAAGAUGGAGAACUUCCAUAUGGAUGGGAGAAAAUAGAAGACCCUCAAUAUGGGACAUAUUACGUUGAUCAUAUUAACCAGAAAACUCAGUUUGAAAAUCCAGUAUUGGAAGCCAAAAGGAAAAAGCAGCUAGGACAGACUGAUGCUGGCCCUUCCAAAUCAGGGCCAGGGAGGUCUGUCUUCACUCAAGAUCCAUCCCAGCUUACUGGAGCACUUAUAAGGACAUCCCUGAAAAAAAGUACCAUGGGAUUCGGCUUCACAAUCAUUGGAGGGGACAGGCCUGAUGAGUUUCUCCAGGUGAAGAAUGUGUUAAAAGAUGGACCCGCUGCACAAGAUGGAAGAAUUGCUCCAGGCGACGUCAUUGUGGACAUUAAUGGAAGCUGUGUCCUUGGCCAUACCCAUGCAGAUGUUGUCCAGAUGUUUCAGCUCAUUCCCAUCAAUCAGUAUGUGAACAUGACUUUGUGUCGUGGGUACCCUCUUCCUGAUGACAACGAAGACCCCGUGGUGGAUAUCAUGACAGCCACACCUGUCAUUAAUGGCCUGCCGGUGGCCAAGGGAGAUGCUUCCAUGUCCAGCCAAGAUUUAGUAGCAGCCACAGUUGUGUUGGACCAGAAUGGGAAAGUGUUGGUCAACGGUCGCCUGAACGGCCCUUCUGUGGAUUCAGCAGAGCAGAGGGUCUCCUUUGCCUCCUCAGGAGGCUCUCAGCCGGAGCUGGUCACCAUCCCUCUGGUCAAAGGGCCUAAAGGCUUUGGGUUUGCCAUUGCAGACAGUCCCACAGGCCAGAAGGUGAAGAUGAUUUUGGACAGCCAGUGGUGCCAAGGCCUACAGAAAGGGGAUGUCAUCAAGGAGAUUUGCCAUCAGAAUGUGCAGAACUUGACCCACUUGCAGGUGGUGGAGGUGCUCAAGCAGUUUCCAGUAGGAGCGGAGGUGCCCCUGCUUAUCUUAAGAGGAGGUCCACCCUCCCCUACUAAAGCUGCCAAAGGAAAGGACAAGCAGGACAGUUCUGGGAGUUUGGAAGCUGUCAGUGAUACCAUUCCGCAGCCGAUGCCCUUCCCGCCCUCUGCUGUGCGACCAGGCUCUCCUAAACUGGACCCGUCUGAAGUCUACCUGAAGUCUAAGACAAUUUAUGAGGACAAACCUUCAAACACAAGAGAUUUAGAUGUUUUCCUGAGAAAACAAGAGUCAGGCUUUGGUUUCCGGGUGCUUGGUGGGGACGGACCAGAUCAGCCUAUUUAUAUCGGAGCAAUAAUCCCAUUGGGAGCAGCGGAAAAGGACGGGAGGCUGCGUGCAGCGGAUGAGCUGAUGUGCAUUGACGGAGUCCCUGUGAAAGGGAAGUCACACAAGCAAGUUCUGGAUUUAAUGACCAGUGCCGCUCGGAAUGGGCAGGUGCUGCUCACUGUCCGGAGGAAGAUCUUCUUCAGUGGGGAAAAGCAGGCAGAGGAGGAGGAGCCACAACCUGUCCUGACACAGAACAGCUCUCCUCGGCUGAGCCGUGUUGACUUUGCCAACCAACCAUGCCCGGAGGUCUACGACGUCCGUCUGCAGCGGAAGGAGAAUGAAGGAUUUGGCUUCGUCAUUCUCACCUCCAAGAACAAACCUCCUCCAGGGGUGAUUCCUCACAAGAUCGGGCGGGUUAUCGAGGGAAGCCCAGCUGACCAGUGUGGGAAGCUGAAGGUGGGUGAUAGAAUCUCAGCGGUAAACAGCCAGUCCAUUGUGGAGCUCUCCCAUGACAGCAUUGUGCAGCUCAUCAAGGAGGCAGGCAACGUGGUGACCCUCACAGUGGUGGCUGAGGAAGAGCAACGUGGUCCUCCAUCAGGAACAAACUCGGCCAGGCAGAGUCCAGCCCCACAGCACCGACCACUGGGACUGGCACCGAUCAACCCUGACAGGGGAGCUGCAGAAAGUGAAGCUGGAAAAGAAGUUUCUAAUAGUUACCAGCUGUCCUGGCCUGAGCACAAGCACAUGGCACAGUUGGAUGCUGCUUCAGGUGUUGGCAGUCGUCAUUCCCAGAAUCCUGGCUGUUUCCCAGUGGAGUUGGAAAGGGGCCCUCGAGGAUUUGGAUUCAGCCUCCGAGGAGGAAAGGAAUACAACAUGGGCUUAUUCAUCCUCCGUCUGGCUGAGGAUGGGCCAGCAGUCAAGGAUGGGAGAAUCCAUGUUGGUGACCAAAUUGUGGAAAUUAAUGGAGAACCUACCCAAGGAAUCACUCACACACGAGCCAUUGAGCUGAUUCAGGCUGGAGGAAAUAAAGUUAUGCUGCUGCUGAGACCAGGGACUGGGUUGAUACCAGAUCACAGUGAUUGGGAUAGCUACAAUCCUGCUUCAUCAAAUGUAAUAUAUGAAGAACAGUCACCAUUAUUAUCUUCAUCUUCCCAUUCUGCUUCCCCAUCUGAAGUGUGUUAUUUAGCAGUACCAGGAGAAGCUUUAACCAGAGUUCAGCUGUCUGAGGAACUGGAACAAGCAGAGAACACUGUGCCUGACAAGAUAAGCACUUUAACUGAAAACCUGUGUGAGAGGAAGCCUCAGUCUUCUCCCCAGAGAACAAAGAACAGAUGGGAAUGUCCCUCAAGUCCUGCAUUUGGAAUCACUAAAGGUAGUUCAGAAGCAGGGACCAGAAGGGGCAGAUCUGCCAGUCCAGCGAAGACAAGGGCUGCUGAAGGAUACCCUCACAUGGGAUUCCACAGCCCCAGGAAAGGGGAUCCUGAGAAGAACAAUCUCUCACAUAAAUCUGACAGUUCCAGGAGUGAGAGUAAAACCACAGGAAAAGGGAUGAAGAAUAGUGACAAACAGGAGUCUUCUCAUGGAAGUCGAGGAAGGUCAGCAAGUCCCCAAAGGCAUCUCAGCAAACCAGGAAGCACAGAAACAGUGGGAAGGAUCCAAACAUCCUGUUCUGUUGAGCAGUUGAAAGGUGGGAAUGGUAAACCAGAAGUCACCAGGAAAGAAAGAAUGAAGCAGAAGACACCAGGAAAGACAGAAGGGUGUUCUGCAGACCAACAUUACUCAGUGUUUGGUGGGAAUAGCCUUCCCUUUAGGGACUCCAAGAGAAAUGCCUCUGAGGAUGAUUUAUUAACCAAGUCCAGCUCUGGAGACACAGGUUCCAGUAGAUUCAAAACCUCCAGCCUUUCCAGUAUCCCACUGCUUUCCAUGGAGAAACAAAGAAGGGCAGAAACACAGGAAGCUCUUAUGAUGAACAGACACCAUGGAGAGAGACACAUGGAGCUGCCCAAUGAGACCAAAGAUGGAACUUCCCAACCUGAGAGGAAUUCUCCAGUAAGGAAAACACUGAUAACUCCUGGGCCGUGGAGGGUCCCCAGUGGCUGUAAGGGCUCCCCAGCAGCAGGGGUGCCUGGAAAAGGGGUGUGACUGACUGAGAGACACUGGUUUUUAGAGCAUGUUUUGAUCAAUUUUCCAGUAAGGGUAAUUUAAAACAUUGGUUUUUCUCACACAGUUGUCUUUUUUUUUUUUUUUUUUUUUUUUUUUUUUUUCUAA